Messenger RNA from Diabrotica balteata, 633 nucleotides. Lineage: Eukaryota; Metazoa; Arthropoda; Insecta; Coleoptera; Chrysomelidae. The record is from the annotation of a GenBank genome assembly.
GUAAAAGUAUUAAGAAAAGACGGCACAGACGCCGAUACCAAUGAACUGGGACGAGUCGCUAUUAAGCUACCAUUACCUCCUGGAACCUUGUCAACACUCUACAGAGCCGAGGAAAGAUUUGUCAAAACAUACUUCAGUAAAUUCUCAGGAUACUACGACACGAUGGACGCCGGAUACGUGGACAAAGACGGCCUUAUUUACGUAACUGCUAGAGCUGAUGACGUCAUCAAUGUAGCUGGACAUAGAUUAUCUACCUUAGCUCUGGAAAAUAUUAUUCUCUCCCAUCCCGAAGUAGGAAUGGCUUGUGUAAUUUCAGUACCAGAUGAAAUUAAAAGUGAAGUUCCUGUCUGCUUAUUUGUUAUGAAAGAAGAUUCUGACCAAAGUGAUGGCAGCGUUUCCAAGGAAUUAGUUAGUAUGGUCCGAGAAAAGUUAGGACCAGUGGCUGCCUUUAAAUUAGCAAUCCCAACGAGAGGACUUCCCUUAACUAGAUCAGGAAAAAUAUGUCGAAAAUCUUUGGCGGAUUUGGCAAGAAAUAAACUUAAAAAGAUUUCUGCAACAGUCGUGGAUCCUACUGUUUACAAGGACAUUGAGGAGGUCUUGAGGAAAUACGGAUAUUGCAAUGCAGUAGAUUAA